AUGGAAGUCGUUCUGGACCACACUCGAGGUCACGGACCUGUACCCACUGCACCACCGCCAGAAGGCAGCGGCGGUCAUCCCACGAACGAUGUUCUGAAGCAAGGUGGAUGGGCCGCUUUGAAUAGUGCCACUGUCUUCUUUCCACCAUUACUUAUCAGACUCAUUCUGGAGCACUUUGAAUCUCCAGAUUUGAUAACUCGAAGCACGGCUUGGCUUUGUGUUGCUGGACUGUUGACUGUUGGCAUGGUUUCUGGGAUUGCCGACUGUCAAUGCACUUGGAUGGGCAACCGGAUGACUGCUAAGAUACGGACCAUACUGGUCAAUGAAAUCUAUGAAAAGGUGCUACGGAAGGGCCUCGCAACUCCACAUCUAUCAGACCAACGGAGCCCAAAAGCCAAUGCUACAGAUGGGAACAUUCUAAACCUCAUGUCAGUUGACGUCGAGCAUGUCAGUUCCGUGAGUGGAAACCUCUUUCUGCUUUGGGUAACUUUCCCAAUCCAGAUCGGUCUCGGGACAUGGUUACUGUACAUCCUUCUCGGCAUCAGUGGUAUAGUAGGGGUUCUAUGCAUGGUCUUGUUACUGCCGUUGAAUUUCCUCAUAUCCCAGCGUGUGAUGGCUGCACAAGCGCGUCUCUUGAAAGUUAGUGACAGCCGUAUCCAGGCAGGCAACGAAUUGUUGCAUAAUAUCCAUACUAUAAAAUAUUCAGCUUGGGAGGCCCAAUUCCAGAAUAGGGUCAUGGAAAAACGUCGAGCGGAAAUGAAGGAAUUGCGUUCGCGUUUCGUGUGGUGGUCAGUCAAUGCUACGACUUUCCAUUCCCUCCCACUCAUUGUUACAACUAUAACCUGCUUUUUCUUCACUGCAAUCUGGGGUAAUCGUCUGAAAACCUCAAUUGCAUUCCCAGUCUUAGCUAUCUUCAGUAUAAUCCGGAUCCCCUUGGAUCGUCUGGCCACCUCUAUUACAUUUCUAUUGCAAGCUCGCGUUUCUCUGGCCCGUAUCGACAAUUUCUUACAAGAAAGAGAAACCGACAAGUACAAGCAGCUAUCUAUGGUUACUGAUAGAUCCAUAGAGGAGGAUAUCGGCUUUGAUCAUGCUACACUGUCAUGGCCAUUGGAAGCGUCUACAAACACGCAGGGCAAUAAGACAGAUGAUGGAGACGGCAUGGCCUUGGAGGAACUUCUUAGUGUUCGACCGUUUAUGCUUCGGGAUCUAAACAUUCGAUUUCAGAUCGGUCGCCUCAACCUCGUCUGCGGACCAAGCGGAUCGGGAAAAUCUUCCAUUUUACUUGCUCUUCUCUGCGAAAUGGAUCUAAUCGAAGGCCAAGUUGUGCUUCCCCUAGUUUGGAGGGAAGAAAAUUCGUCCGCACAGACAACAGCGUACUGUCCACAGGAGCCGUGGAUCAUGAAUCGGAGUGUACGAGAGAACAUUACACUCAACACACCAUUCGAUAGCCUGCGUUACGAAAGUGUUCUGCAUGCUGUGGCACUUCUUCCAGACAUUGCUAAUCUAGAUAAUGGAGAUCAGACCUUCUGCGGAGAGAAUGGAAGUCGACUGUCAGGUGGUCAAAAGCAACGUGUUGCUCUCGCGCGGGCACUUUACAGUGAUUGCAAAAUUAUGCUUCUUGAUGAUUGUCUAAAUGCAUUAGACCCUCACACCGCGAAGCACGUCUUCUUUCAUGCAAUCAAGGGACCGUUGAUGAAAGAUCGCACCUGUAUUCUCGUUACGCACCAUACACAUCUUAUCAUUCCUCACUGUGAUUAUGUCUUUCUGCUCGAAAACGGCACAGUACAGGCUGAAGGUUUCGUUGACCUGGAUAUGACAGAAAGCGAUGUGCCGUCAGUAUCGGAGCUUUCACUUACGAAUGGCAAGGUUCCCGACGUUGACGAGUCAUAUCCGGGAGAUUCUGCGAAUAUGGUCCCCCAAUCCGAGUUUCUUCAGGAGUCUAGAGAUGCAGAAACACAACUAGGUCACGUGGAACGCAAGGCUGAGGGAGCUGUCCCCUGGUCCAUCGUGAAGAGGCACCUGAGCGCUAUGGGGAGUCGAUGGUACUGGGUAGCAGUAUUAUCCUUGUUCGUAAUACAACAGAUUGCUUCACUCGGAACCAAUUUAUGGAUCAAGAAUUGGGCAUUGCAGUACGAUAAUUCGGAAGCGCAAGUCAAUGCAUGGUAUUAUAUUACAAUCUACGUAGCGUUGUGCGCUCUCUAUGCACUUGUCACCGCGCUUCGCGAUCUCACCACCUUUUACGGAUCCCUCAAAGCUUCAUCCACAAUAUUCGCUCGACUCCUUAAUAGAGUGGUCCAUGCCAAGAUAAAUUUCUUCGACAGUGUCCCUUUAGGACAAAUAAUAAACAGAUUCUCGAAGGACAUGGAAGUAGUUGACCAACUUAUAGCGGGAUUCUCCACCAGUGGGUUACAGCUCCUUGUCUCUAUCGCUAUGGUUGUCGUCUUUAUAUCCACUGUUCUGCCUGCAUUCCUUAUAGUGGCUUUCUUCAUCUGUGUGGCCUACUACUUCGUCAUGGCGAUGUAUAUCAAUGGGGCCCGGGACUUGAAGCGGAUCGAGGCUGUCGAGAGGUCGCCUCUAUACCAGCAAUUCAGUGAGACUCUUGCUGGUUUUAUUAGUAUUCGGGCAUAUGCGCGAACGUCGGACUUUAUCUCACAUAAUCUCAAGCUCGUGGACCGGUUGAAUCAGCCGUACUUACUCCAAUGGGCCAGUAAGGAAUGGCUUACUUUCCGAGUGAAUGCCCUCAGCUCAUUUAUCUCGUUUUUCACUGGUGCUUUUGUGCUGUUGAACUCUCAAUGGAUUGAAUUCGGCAGUGCCGGUCUCGUGCUCUCUUAUGCGGUAACUUUCACGGAAAAUGUUAUGUGGCUGGUUCAAGUGUAUGCAAUCAUUCAACAAAAUCUCAACUCGGUGGAUCGCAUCUUCGAAUACGAUCAGAUUGAGCAGGAGGCUUACACACCUGUGCGGCAAACAGUUUAUGAUAUGCCAGAGGAUUGGCCAUCUCAGGGUGACAUUCGAUUGAUUGAAUACACCACGCGCUAUUCCUAUAACCUAAAGCCUGUCUUGAAAGAUAUUAGUUUCCACAUUCGGCCUGGUGAGCGUGUUGCGGUCGUCGGGCGGACGGGAGCAGGCAAAAGCUCCCUUUUAUUGGCGUUAAUUCGAGUUUUGGAAGCAGACAGUGGGCGUAUUGAGAUUGAUGGGAUCGAUAUCGCGGCUGUCAGCCUUGAGCAGCUUCGGCGAGCCAUCACCAUCGUACCCCAGAACCCGAAGCUAUUCGAUGGCACAUUGCGUGAUAAUUUAGAUCCACUUAAUCGUGCCACCGAUGAAGAUAUUAUAAGCGCCCUGAAUAUGGUUCAUCUCAUUGAUAACGUAGGGAUAUCUGAGCCUGUAAGAGGGAUGGAUCUACUGCAACAUCCAGCCAAUGCGUUGUCGCAAGGUCAACGUCAACUGUUGUGUAUUGCUCGCGCUCUUUUGCGUCGGUCACAUAUUCUCAUACUCGAUGAAGCAAGCGCUUCUAUUGAUUAUGCAACGGACACGGCGAUCCAAGCAGGAUUACGGGCGAGCAUCUCUAAGGAAACAUCAGUGCUGACAGUUGCCCACCGAUUACGAACCAUUGCAGACUACGACCAAGUCAUAGUGCUGGAUACUGGGCGUAUUGUAGAACAAGGGUCUGUUCAAGCGCUUCUUGCGCGGCAGGGACGGUCUGCCAUUUUCCGCCGUAUGUGUGAGGAGUCAGGAGAUCUUACCCAUAUCAUGCGAGUGGCCUCUGAGAGGGACUUAAACAUCGGGGGUGCGCAACGAGUGAUGAUUUGA
This is a messenger RNA of Talaromyces stipitatus ATCC 10500, 3807 nucleotides long. RefSeq names its product multidrug resistance protein, putative. The record is from RefSeq and is a predicted model, not a curated record. The coding region runs from base 1 to 3807 and encodes 1268 amino acids. Gene Ontology annotation, molecular function: ATP binding; ATP hydrolysis activity; ABC-type peptide transporter activity. Gene Ontology annotation, cellular component: fungal-type vacuole; fungal-type vacuole membrane. Gene Ontology annotation, biological process: transmembrane transport. The transcript is spliced from 3 exons. NCBI's taxonomy places the organism in Eukaryota, Fungi, Ascomycota, Eurotiomycetes, Eurotiales, Trichocomaceae.